Molecule: messenger RNA, 4330 nt
Organism: Clupea harengus (Atlantic herring)
Lineage: Eukaryota; Metazoa; Chordata; Actinopteri; Clupeiformes; Clupeidae
Gene: ppm1kb
Product: protein phosphatase, Mg2+/Mn2+ dependent 1Kb
Biological process (GO): protein dephosphorylation
Molecular function (GO): cation binding; protein serine/threonine phosphatase activity
Source: RefSeq, a predicted model, not a curated record
GGAAUAUGGUCAGAGCGGAUAGUUUAUGUUGUGGAAAAAUAAAGUGUGGUGGUGAGUGUAACAUUGGGGAGGAUAUGCGACUUCUUCUAUGGAUUGGAUACCUCCCUCUCGUAUCCGCGUACCAGAUGCGGACAAGGGUGUGGCUUUACCACUAUUGCCGUGUUCCUAUUGGAGGGAAUGAAGCUUAGGGAAAGCCUUCCAAGAAAAAACAUGUGAAAGCGAUAUGUAAGCAAGCGUUGAAACUAUCACAAGGACGUUGGACGUGAACGACAAGCGUAGGAUAAUUGGAAUUCGACUGAAACAGAUAAGGGUAUGAAGAAUAUUGUUCUCGUGAAGUCAUAGUUACAUAAUCUACAGCUUCGGGACGGGGCUACUUUAGUGAAAUGGCUUCUCGCUAAAUACAGCUAGGGCAUUCUCUGAACUGAACAGCUGCGGCCUGUUCCUUACUGGAGGGCAUUCCACCCCUGAGGUUAUGUCCACAGCUGUACUCCUUCGCCUGGCUAGGUCUGCAGGAGGGCCCCAGCUAUGCCAUCGUGCCGCCCGGCAGAUUGCCUGUGCCCAGCAGCAGGAGAGCCCGCGGCGGGCAUUAAGCACCUCCAGCAUGCCACUGUCCAGCAACUCUCGCUUUGACCCAGACAGCAGUGGCCAACCCACUACCUGGGACUCGUUUGGCAUCUGGGAUAACCGCAUUGAUGAGCCCAUCUUGCUGCCGCCCAGCAUCCGCUAUGGCAAGCUCAUCCCAAAGGUGAGCCUGUCUAAGGUGGGCUGUGCCUCGCUCAUUGGCCAGAGGAAGGAGAAUGAGGAUCGCUACCAGCUCUCGCAGAUGACUGACAACAUCAUGUACUUUGCUGUGUUCGAUGGCCACGGCGGGCCCGAGGCAGCCGACUUCUGUUACAAGUUUAUGGCAAAGUACAUCAAAGAUCUUGUUGGUGGAGAGGAGAACUUGGAAGUGGUUUUAACCAAAGCAUUCCUGGAAGUAGAUAAAGCCUUAGCAAGGCAUCUUCACUUCUCCCCAGAUGCCACUCCGGGCACCACGGCAACUGUGGCGUUGUUAAGAGAUGGCAUCGAGCUGGUGGUUGGCAGUGUGGGUGAUAGUCGGGCAAUGCUGUGCCGUAAGGGCAAGGCCCUCAAGCUCACGGUGGACCACACGCCGGAAAGGAAGGACGAGAAAGAGAGGAUUCGUAAGAGUGGGGGCUUUGUGACCUGGAACAGUCUGGGGCAGCCGCACGUCAACGGCAGGCUAGCCAUGACCCGCAGCAUAGGCGACUUUGACCUCAAGAACAUGGGGGUCAUCGCUGAGCCCGAGACCAAGCGUGUAACGCUGCAUCAUGUCCACGACUCCUUCCUGGCACUCACCACUGACGGCAUCAACUUCAUUAUGAACAGCCAGGAGAUCUGCGACAUCAUCAACCAGUGUCACGACCCCAAAGAAGCAGCCCAGAGAAUCUCUGAGCAGGCAAUACAGUACGGCUCAGAGGACAACAGCACCCUAAUUGUAGUGCCGUUUGGCGCCUGGGGAAAACACCAGAGCUCCGACGCCAGCUACUCCUUCAGCCGAAGCUUUGUGUCCAGUGGCCGCUGGGCUUAAGGUGGAGAGAGAGAGAGAGAGAGGUGAUGGAAGGAGAAGGAGAAUGAGAGGCGAUUUUUAUCCCCCCGGAAUGGGAUGCGUCCAGUGUGCAAUAUGUAGAGAUCCAAUCCAAGAACCAUGAUCCAGCGCCUUAGAAAUAUCACAUGUUCUAACGCAGUAUGUAGUGUAGGACUGGGAGGAGAGGGCUUAGAACUGGGAGUAAUGUGCACUUACCAAGGGACAUGUCCAAUUCAUCAACACGCUGCCACAUCAUUUGACUCCUGACUCUUCAGGCGAGUGUUGCACAGAAUGAUUUUUGACAGUAAGGUCAUUGUUAAGCUGUAGAGUAACUGUUUCUAGCAAUGUUUCCUCUGCUUGUUUGUGCCACAGUGGCAAUUGCGAUUGCAAAAGGAUUUGCACUCUGUCACCACCUACAGGCUUGGACCAAUUCAGACAGCAAGUGAUAUUUGGUGUUGCAUAAUGGCUCACAUGUUUGAAAAUGUGCAAUCAUUUCCCAGCUGAGUCCUUUACCAUGGGCCAGAGUCGAUUGGUGCGGCGGCCACUUACACAUGAGGGCCGAGUUGUCCUCAGCCGUUUUGAACUGUGGUUAAUCAUACUGUGUGUGUGGCAGAUGUAGGCAGUAUUCUGGUUACUGAGUUGCAAGUUUUGGCCCUGGGUUAGAAGUUUUCUAGUAAAAAAAAAAAACAUCCAAUGAUGUUGCCAGUCCAAGGUGUUCAAAUAUUACCUGGGUAUACAUUUUAAAACUUUCAUUUUGCAUUUACACACUAAAAUCAGCUGUUUGAGUUUGCACUUCAACUGUUCCUCUUAAUGUUCGGAUUGCCUGUCUAUAGCCCUGCCUAUUGAUAGAACUGCAGAUAAGACAUUUGCACAGUUUCCUGACAUUUAUGUCACAUGCUAUAGUUUGUGAAAUAAUUACCUCAGCCUCAGUUACAACAACAUGUUAAAAGUAAGCUAAUUGCUAAUUGAAGGAAGAUUCAAUCAGCUUCUCUUCAGUGGCAUUUUCAGCACUCUCAUAAUUAUCAACUGGUUUUAUGUGUGUAAUUCCCCAUGCUUCCGCAUGAGGUUGUACUUCUCCUGUUUUCUUGAGUCAUUCUCAUUCUGUCAGUAAUAGGCUGUGCUGUGUCUCUUCUGGUUUUGAAAUGAGUUCAGAACUUAAAUGGAUGACCAGGUUGUUCAGUUAAAAAAAAAAAAAGGAGAAAAGGAGAAGGUGUAGUUUUUAGAUGUUCGAAUGCAUUAAGAACAAAGAGGUCUUGAUGGCAGCUCUUUCAAUGAUUGGCCUUAGUGGUGACUUUGUGGAAAACUCCUUUCUACGCACACCAUACAGACUUAGUCCAAAAAGUAAUGUGAGGAUAGGAUGUGAACAAAGUGAUGUAAGUGAUUUGCACUGUCCUGGAAAUGACCCCACCUCCUCAGUCUAUUCCAUAAACCUCAUCGGCUAGUCUGAUCUACUGAACAUGUUUAAAGUAGUUUCUAUGCCUAUGGCAUUGCCAUUCUGUGGCUGUGUCAGUGGAAACGGUAAGCACCAGCUUUCAGUGUCAGCCACAGAACUAGCAGCACCUAUAAGGGUUAAGUUUGGUUCCAUUAAGGAACUCUGUUGAGGAAGGACUACUAAGGCCUUCAUAGAAUGUCUAGUUUGAUGAAGCAGACAUGCUUUCUGUCCCAGUCAAGUAAAGGUUUUAUUUAUUUUCUCGAUCCCUGAAAAGUGCAUUGUAUGUAAAUCCUCUUGUCAUUUUUGUAUAAUAAGGUUUUUGUAUAUAACUAUUUAUAUAUUUGAUGUCAGUAUACUAAAGUUGAGUUCAGUUGGACAAAAAAAAUGUAUACUAUUGUAUAGUGGUUGCUCAAUUGAAAUUUUCAAGUAUUUGUGUGGACUACAUUCGGUUCUUGUGUUGAGUGAGCAUGUAGAACAGAGUUCUGCUGCUGUCAUGUUGAGAGAACUAAGAGUGAGGUAACAAAGUGGGGAACUGUGGUUGAGUUCGUUGCUCUGUCUCUGUGAACAGUGUUGGUGUUGGGAGCCUUGUGUGACAUGAGAAUGUUUCAGUGAACUCAUGCAAGUGGGUUGAAAUCUUUUGAAAUGACUGAUUUGGACUUAAAAGGAGAAGGCAUUAUAUGACUUGGUACGGCUUUAUGUCUUCCCACAUGUGUUCCUUUUUCAGCAAUCUCUUCUAAACAAACUAGCUCUGAACUCUGGCUUUUGGCUUUGUGGGCCUCUAAUGUAGUUAUAUACCAGGCACAGCAUCUCACAAACUUUCUAUUUUUUAUGUACCAAAAUACAUGUAUCAGAUUGUUCCUGUCAAUGUGAACAACUACCAGUAAUGAAUGUAUGAGGUGUAUUAUGAACACAUUUGUUCUCAAAGAAGGUCCUAAUUCAAAUCCUCCUGCCUAGACCAGAGUGCUACUUCCAGAUUGCUUCCUGUUUUGGCUUACUUUUGUUGUGUUUGUUAACAAAAAGAUUUUAACUAUCAAUUCAGUCCACUCUUCAGCCCUCCUGACUUUUCCCCCACUAUUAACAUAAUGUAACAUAUAUCAUCAACAUUCAGUGCAAUUAGUGAACCUCACUAUCCAUGGUAAUGGGAAGUCUCUCAAUAUGAAACCAGCUAUUUUUACUUCCUAUAUCUUGGAAGUAAUUGAAAUAUUAUGCUGUACAGUAUGUUUAACCAUUUCGCCUUCCCAGGUACAAUAUACAGUUUGUUUCCAUGCUGUGUACAUGUGCUAAAAAUCUCUUAAUAAACUCAAAAUGAGAAA